UUGUUGAAUGUUAGGUAAGGAAUACUGUUAAGAUACUUGUAUCCCCCAAUAAGUCAUCAUACUAUCGGGGAAUUUAGAAAAGGAAGAAUGUUAGGAAACAUCUACUUUGACCUCUUAUUUACAGAUAAAGAAACUGAAGCUCCUAUCUGUCAGUAGCCUGCUAUAGUAACUGAACAACUGCAGAUAACUUUAUUCCUUUGAAUUAAGACAAAGCUCCAGCAGUUCCAAUUCAAAUACAAAAACCCUUGCUCGGAUGUGAAGGAAGUUUAAUGAAGUUAUCAGCCACUAACCACUCAAGUCUAAAUAAGUCUAUCAAUUGACUAGCAAGGGCUCUGCCUGGAAUGACUCAAGUUGGUGAGGUCAAACUGGGCAGUCUGUGGCAGACUGAAGAUUUAAUAUACAGUUAAGGUACAUAGUAGUGAACUAAAACUGUGGAACUCCACGAGGACUCUAUGAAGGGAGCACAGGACUUCCAGUAACCAGACAUUGCAACUGGAAGGGGAGUGAGAGGCCGCCGCCGCAGCCGGGGCCGGUUCGGCCGCUGCCGAGUCCAUGACCCCGACUCCUCCUCCGGGGACCGCCGCCGCCGCCGUCCCGCAGCAUCGGGCCCCCAGCAGCCGGCUCUCGGCCCCCCAGACCCCAGCCCCUCCUCCGCCUUCUCCUCCACCUCCUACGCUUCUUCCACCUCUCUCUCCAGCCCUCGGCUGCCCGUCCUCGGGGCUGCAGAAGGAAGAGGCUUCAGACUUGUGUGUGAGAAUGGCUUUGUCUUUGGAAGAAGUUCCAUGGGUAUGUGUGACCUUUGUGAAAGCUGUCCUGAGGUUCCUCUUCAUGGUCAUGAAUAAUUUGGUCGCCAUUCCAUCCUACGUCUUCUACAUCAUAAUUCUUCAGCCUCUCCGAAUGUUAGACAGGAAGCAAUUCUGGUAUAUCGAAGGGAUCAUGUACAAGUGGCUUUUAGCCAUGGUGGCUUCCUGGGGUUGGUGUGCAGGUUAUACAGUAAUGGAGUGGGGUGAAGAUAUUAAAGCAAUUUCUGAAGAUGAAGCUGUGAUGUUGGUGAACCAUCAAGCAACAGGAGAUGUAUGUACAUUAAUGAUGUGCCUACAGGACAAAGGAAUGGUUGUUGCUCAGAUGAUGUGGUUGAUGGAUCAUAUAUUUAAGUAUACAAACUUUGGUAUUGUUUCUCUAAUUCAUGGAGAUUUCUUUAUAAGACAGGGAAAAUCUCAUCGUGACCAGCAGCUUGUUCUUCUUAAGAAGCACCUAAAAAAUUAUUACAGGAGCCGAGAUCGGAAGUGGAUUGUUCUUUUUCCAGAAGGUGGCUUCCUUAGGAAGAGACGAGAAACAAGUCAGGCAUUUGCCAAGAAAAAUAAUUUGCCAUUCCUUACACAUGUCACCCUGCCAAGGCUUGGGGCAACACAAAUUAUUUUGAAUGAACUUGUAGCACAACAAGAAAAUGGAACUCCAGCAGGUGGAGAUGCUAGGGUGAUAGAGAAUAAACCAAAAGGCCUCCAAUGGGUCAUAGAUACAACCAUAGCUUAUCCUAAAGCUGAACCUAUAGACAUCCAAACCUGGAUUCUUGGAUAUAGGCGACCAACAGUUACUCAUGUUCACUACAGGAUUUUUCCAAUUAAAGAUGUACCUUUGGAGAAUGAUGCCCUUGCUAAUUGGCUCUAUCAGCGAUUCAUUGAAAAGGAGGAUCUCUUGUCACACUUUUAUGAAACAGGAGCUUUUCCUCCCCUAAUGGGCCAGAAGAAAGCCAUUUCUAAAGAGAUGACUCUCAACAACUUGUGGCUAUUUUUCAUACAGUCCUUAGCAUUUUUAUCUGGCUAUAUGUGGUACAACAUUCUACGGUAUUUUUAUCAUUGCCUAUUCUAGGAGUUGAAUGGGACCUAUGGACACCAUAAGAGUUUAGGCUUUUGCAAAUGUGCAUUAUAUUACAUGUGCAAAUGAGAAUAUACGCAAGUAAAGGAAAUUGGAUGGCCAGCUUAAUUUUUAUCCCACUUUGGGGAAAUUUUAAAACUUUACUAAAAGUGAGGAUCAGUAAUAUAAUGACCUGCUAAUGUAUUUUAAGAACUUUCCAUGUUUUUAAAAGGUAUACCAUACCACAAACGUAACACAAACAUGCUAUUGGCUGAAGAGGAGAUUAUGACAUCAUCCUGGAAGACUUAAAAGAAAUUAUAUCACCACUGAAUAUACUUGGAAACUUUUAAGUUUAGAAAGCUCGAUUUUCCUCUUAUCCAAUAGUCUGUACUACCAGUGUUCUAGAGAUCCCUUGUUUCCACUGAUUGAAGUUAUGUUGCCACUCACAUUUCUGGGAGCAUUUGGGGCCUCCUGCAUAACUGUUUCUUGGUCAUCAGUUUCUAUUUUAAGACAAAAAUGAAAAAAAAAAACCACCAUUCCUAAACACCUAAGUGAAAUAUAGUGUCAGAAAUUCUCUGGAAAAACGAGUGCUCAUUAGGCCUAAUAGUACUAGGGUGUGCUUAAACAACAAGAGAGA
Antechinus flavipes (yellow-footed antechinus) is the source of this 2491-nucleotide messenger RNA. RefSeq names its product lysophosphatidylglycerol acyltransferase 1 (gene LPGAT1). Gene Ontology annotation, cellular component: endomembrane system. The transcript is spliced from 9 exons. Gene Ontology annotation, molecular function: acyltransferase activity. NCBI's taxonomy places the organism in Eukaryota, Metazoa, Chordata, Mammalia, Dasyuromorphia, Dasyuridae. The coding region runs from base 553 to 1869 and encodes 438 amino acids. The record is from RefSeq and is a predicted model, not a curated record.